Nematostella vectensis (starlet sea anemone) is the source of this 2943-nucleotide messenger RNA. Its product is annotated as thymidine kinase, cytosolic. The record is from RefSeq and is a predicted model, not a curated record. Lineage: Eukaryota; Metazoa; Cnidaria; Anthozoa; Actiniaria; Edwardsiidae. Gene Ontology annotation, biological process: thymidine metabolic process. The coding region runs from base 16 to 765 and encodes 249 amino acids. Gene Ontology annotation, molecular function: thymidine kinase activity; ATP binding. The transcript is spliced from 7 exons.
AAUUUGUUAGCAGUCAUGUUUCGGCGGGAGAUUCAUUUGAGUUUGAAAUCUUUGGCGGCCUUGUGCAGGAUACAAACCAAACGACAUCCGAAAAAUCUUUCCAAAUACCUUCCUAAAACCCAAAAGAUGGCUCUAGUGACGAUUCCAGGUCUUCAACAACUACACAGGCACCACAGUAUAAGCGAAUGUCCCGGGCAAAUUCAGGUUAUAUUUGGACCGAUGUUCUCUGGUAAAACGACUGAGCUGCUUAGAAGAAUUAAACGCUACCAAGUAGCCAAUCACAAGUGUCUACUGAUCAAAUACGCCAAAGAUAUCAGAUAUGAUGAAGAAGGUGUCGCCACACACGACAGACAAAUUUUAAGGGCCACCCCAUGCACUGUCUUAGAGGAUUUGAAGAAUAAAGCAAUAAAUCAUUCAGUCAUAGGCAUUGAUGAAGGGCAAUUUUUUCCUGAUAUAGUUGAAUUUUCUGAGGAAAUGGCCAGUGAAGGAAAGACAAUAAUUAUAGCUGCUUUGGAUGGAACAUUUCAACGCAAGGCUUUUGGUAACAUCCUACACCUUGUGCCACUAGCCGAGAGUGUUGUCAAGCUUAGUGCCGUCUGCAUGAAUUGCUUCAAGGAUGCAUCGUUUACAAAAAGACUAGGAUAUGAUAAGAGGGUGGAAGUUAUUGGUGGCGCUGAUAAGUACAUGUCUGUAUGUCGCGAAUGCUACAAUUUAGCCGAAGUGCAAGAACUCCUGUCUAAACACAGUAAAUUCCAAACUCAUUAACCUCCAUUUUAUAGUUUAGAAAGCUAGUGUAUAUAUUGUAUAUGGCAAAGUUUUACUUAUAUACUUAAUGCAGAGUUUCAAAACAAUAACAAGUAAAAAUGGUACAAACACCCAUUUUAAAAAAACAUCAAAUGGAAAUUUUCAAAUGGUAGUUCUAUGUCCAAAUGGUUACAAUUUUCUGAUUAUGUUUCUACCAAAUAAUGGAAUAUUGUUUUGGUUAGCAAGAUUGCAUGCGCUCCAACUUUUAGCAGCAAUAAUAACAAAAAGCGACAGCCAGAAAGUUUCUCUGUCAGGAAGGACUUAUUUUUAUUGAAUUGUUUUAAUUUUUCCAUAGCUCUCAUUUUUGUGUUUAUUUUGCCUUGAAUUUAUCACUGAAAAGGGCCUGUGAUUUCUUAGUGAAGCAAGUUGCCUUUUAUUAAAAAAAACCAUCAUCAAUGUAUGGUGUUGUCAUUGUGGGAGUUUACCAAUCACUUUUUAUACCUACAAAUAAUAAGAAAUAAUAAUAAGUAAUACUAACACCUUGUACAAUAAUAGCAAUCUAGCAUGUGACUCACUCCUAGUGUGACACAUGCUACCAUGGUUACUAAUACAAAGUUUGUAAAGUCUUAGCAAGGUAAAGGCUAAUUUAGACAGCAUGAUUUAGUCUUGUGCACCUGACAGGAACACCUCUACAGUUUGCGUCGUAGAGUGUAAAUCAGUCCAUGACUCUGCUACAUAGCCUCCCUGCCCACAUGGGGCAUAGGGAAGCACAGUCCCCAAGAGUGGCGCAUAGGAGGCUAUCUGUUACAAUGUUCGGUUACGAAAGUUGUAGUGUGUCAUUCAAGGCUAAGACAUGUCGUACAAAGUCGCAUAUGACUAAAUCACACUGUCUAAGUCAGCCUUAAGGUCUUGGUAAAGGUAAACAACGUGUCCACGGAAUAAGAUGUUGUCGUGCCGCAAUUUUCACUACUUGUACAAACUAUAUAAAAGAUUGAAUUAUCAGCUGCAAGUUUUAUUUUUGCAAUAGCUAAUUCCGUGUUUAAGUUUUGAGGCCUCAAACUCAAAAGUACAGAGUUUACUCUAGAGCGUAAUGCACCUUCGCGUUAUUGUGCAUGCACUUGCAUCUCAAUGACAGAUAGAUGAUGAUCUACCAAAGUGUGUGAGGAAUUUUUGUUAUUUGAAAAUAUCACGAAUCAAAGUUGGAACUCUCAUUUCUGGCAAAAUUUGGACACAAAAAGUGCUAUAAAAGCGAUCUUCAGUCGAAAAUCGAAAAAUUCCUCACACACUUUAUGACAUGACAUAAUUAUCUAUCAGAUCCCAAAAAUUUAAAGGCGAUAUCUAAAACCCUUUGUGAGGUUAUGCCCGGCAAGCUCGAGUUCUUGCCUCAAAAUAAUACGCUAGAAAAGUAAAAGAUUUGGUGUCAAUUCACGGUCAACAGGUCACAGGAAACAGCAAAGGCCCAUUUUAGCCGUAUUAGAAUGCGAUUUAUUGAAAAAAAAUUUUUUGCAAAAAAAUAAAGUUUAAGAACUAUUGAUACAGAUUUUGCAAAAACCACAAAAACAAACAGUGGUGUCAAAUUUACCUUUACACCAAGACCUUAACACAACAAAUAACAGUUUUGAUUGACGAGAUAUAUACUAUCAUUCACACAGGCUACUGUACCUCAUUGGUAGCAUGUCACACUGUUAAGGGACUGCCUCAGAAGUUUGCUUGUCUUUUGGCUGUACAGCUCUAUGCUUUUGGGUGUACAGUACUGUAGAUACUGCUCAAGAAAAUUAUAGUUUUUAAAAUUGUUCUCACACUCGCAAUAACAUAGUAUCAAGUUUGGGUACCUUAUUUAGACGGCACGAUUUAGUCGUAUGCGAUCAGUCUACGACAUGUCUUAGCCCCGAAUUACACACCACGACUUUCGUAGUCAAGCAUCAUAGUGGAGUUCUAGGCUGAUUCACAUUCUACAACCCGAAUUGUAGAAUUGUCGCAUACAACUAAAUCGUACUGUCUAAAUCAGCCUUACAGUAUGAAUGAGUUUGCCAACAUUCAUUUUGUUUUGUGGUAGGUCAAGCAUAAAUGAUGGUGUGGGCAUUUUUUGCACAGGGACUUUUAAGUGUAAAUAUUUUAUGAUAGCUUUAAGCAAAAUGACGUAUAAUCAAACUCUUUUGUAUAUUUUGAAUUAUUUAAAAUAAAACGAUUUGUUAUGCA